This is a messenger RNA of Melitaea cinxia (Glanville fritillary), 782 nucleotides long. RefSeq names its product mitochondrial import inner membrane translocase subunit Tim29. Bases 82 to 648 code for a protein of 188 amino acids. The transcript is spliced from 2 exons. Gene Ontology annotation, biological process: protein insertion into mitochondrial inner membrane. Gene Ontology annotation, cellular component: TIM22 mitochondrial import inner membrane insertion complex. The record is from RefSeq and is a predicted model, not a curated record. NCBI's taxonomy places the organism in Eukaryota, Metazoa, Arthropoda, Insecta, Lepidoptera, Nymphalidae.
AAAACAAGAAAGUAAACAUCAACUGUCAAUGUCACGAGUUUAUAAAUUCUAAGUCUACACCACUCACUACGAAUUUUGGCCAUGCUGAGAGUGUUAAAAAGAACUCCUUACUUUGUUACUAAUGUGCAGUCAAGGAUUAAACUUCCAGAGAAAUUUAAGGGGACGAUCAUAGAAAAAUGGACUAACUAUUGGAAGAAUUUAUUCAUUGAUUACCGUCAAAUGUUCCAAGAUUUACGAACAGAUAUACAAGAUGAUCCGAGAAAAGCUCUCAUUUGGACAACCGGCAUUACAACCCUGUAUGCACUGGCCAAAAACAACCCUAACGAGAUUGACUUCAAAGAUAUUAUGAAAAGAGUUACAAAUGAUGUAAUAUUAGUAAGUGAAGAUUGUAGAAAUCCAAAAUCCAUUGAACACUUACGUUACAUACAGAAAUGUUACAAUGAAGGAGUUAUACACUACAGGUCAUUGGGAAUCAUAUCUUUCAUGUACACAUGUGAAAUAAAUGACUCUUGCGAUUUGUACAAAGCCCACUGUUCAUAUUUAAAACCUUCGUAUUCAAGCUUAUUUUCACGAAUGGUUGAUGUAGGCUUCAUGGGCAAGUGGUGGAAUACUUACAUUAAGACAACUAAUUAUGAUGUGAAUAUGUAAUUAAAUUAGUCAUACAGUUUAUUAAAUUAUUUAUAAGAAAUUUAAAAUUGUUUAGUAUCUAUUAUUUCACCAUUCACUUAAUAUGACUAUUUAAUUUCUUCAGACAAAUAAAACACAGGUUUAGUAAAGGAAAA